Perca flavescens (yellow perch) is the source of this 1118-nucleotide messenger RNA. RefSeq lists its product as uncharacterized. The coding region runs from base 126 to 1118 and encodes 330 amino acids. The transcript has 4 exons. Gene Ontology annotation, biological process: cell surface receptor signaling pathway. Lineage: Eukaryota; Metazoa; Chordata; Actinopteri; Perciformes; Percidae. The record is from RefSeq and is a predicted model, not a curated record.
GGAAGGAUGAUAACUUAUCAGCCCACCUGCGUUAGAGGAUAGACAAGUCUUUUAAUUCACUUUCGUUUCUGCACACACAUGCGUUAAGCCAGACUACUUGCAUCAACAUCUACUUUACACUGAUCAUGGAUAUAGUCGUAGACAUCGUGAAUCCCAUCCGGGGCAUCUACAACCUCAUUGACAGGACGAAGAACAAUAAUCAGCAAUGCCCCCAAGUUUUGGAGAGACUCAAAGCCCUGAAGAAACUGGCGAUUUACAUGUCACAGAAAGAGCCGGACCAACUCUCGGAAGAUGUGAACGAAGCUGUGGAGAAACUCAACAAAGUUCUGACAUCAGCUGCUGAGCUGAUCCGGAAAUUCGAGGGGGAAUUUAAGAUGACUCAGGUGGUGAAUGCUGGAAGCUACAAAUCCGAGUUCGACAGCCUGAACAAAAGUCUCACGGACUCCUUUGUGACUCUCUCUGGGGCUCUGCAUGUCCAGCAGGAGAAGAAGCUGGACGAGCAGGAGAAGAAGCUGGAUGAGCAGCAAAAGAAACUGGACGAGCAGGAGAAGAAACUGGACGAGCAGGAGAAGAAGCUGGACGAGCAGGAGAAGAAGCUGGACAAGCUGGACGAGCAGGAGGGCAGGCUUGCCGAGCAGGAGAAUAUGUCGCACGGGCAAAAGAAGAAGCUAGCCGAGCUGGAAAGAAAGCUGGCUGAACAGGACGACUUACUACAACGAGUGGACUCAAAAUUAACACUUGAAAGCCGAGCGUACUACUGUAUUAAGAGAGGCUUCACGUCCCACUACGGCAUUGGUGUGUGCAUGGACAUCCUCACUGGGCUGGUAGUGGACUUUGAGGUGCUACCCUCCUACUGCAAUGCUUGUGCCCUGAAAGAGUGUGCUAUAGGCGAGGUGCAUCAGCUGCGCUACACAGAGAUGCUGUCAGAUGGGGACAGUGCGGCAUUCAAGGAGGUGGUUGCUCUCAACCCAUGCCCUGGGCAUGAAGUAGUUAAGCUUGAGUGCAUAAAUCACGCUUACAAGCGCAUGGGCACAGCGCUUAGGAAACUGAGUGCUGAGCGUAAGUUAGGGGGCAAAGGUCAGGGUAAGCUCACGGCCAAGAAAUGUAAAGCCUUGUAG